Molecule: messenger RNA, 2231 nt
Organism: Eurytemora carolleeae
Lineage: Eukaryota; Metazoa; Arthropoda; Copepoda; Calanoida; Temoridae
Product: carbohydrate sulfotransferase 12
Exons: 14
Coding region: 62-1870 (602 amino acids)
Biological process (GO): carbohydrate biosynthetic process
Cellular component (GO): membrane
Molecular function (GO): sulfotransferase activity
Source: RefSeq, a predicted model, not a curated record
AAGCUGGGAAAAAGAUGAAUAUCUGAAUAGAAGACUGGAUACAGGAAAAUAUCUUCAAAGUAUGGUUAGGGCAGGUUUUACAGGUUUAGAGGAUGAAAUAAACAUAUUUGAUGAUAACUACAACGAUAUCAUGGGAGAUCAGACCAGUCAAGAUCAACAGAGUAUUAGUAUAGAUCAACAGAGUAUUAGUAUAGAUCAACAGAGUAUUAGUAUAGAUCAACAGGUUGAACAAAGUAUCAUUAUACCUGAAAAGAGUGGAAAUAAAGCUGAACAGAGGGGAUAUUAUUUGGCUGAAAAAAGUGCACAACAUGAGAUACAGAGUACGCAUGUAAAUGAACAGAGUGGGAGAAUGGCUGAACUGAGUGGGAAUGUAGCUGAACAAAGUGAGAAUGAAACUGAACAGAGUGGGAAUAAAGUUGAACAUAGUGGGAAUAUGGUUGAACCAGGUGGAAAUGUAGCUGUACAGAGUGGUAAUGUAGAAGAACAAGAUGGAAAUACAACUGAACAGGAUGAAAAUAUAGUUGAACAGAGUGGAUAUAAAGCUGAACAGAGUGGAAAUAAAGCUGAACAGAGUGGGAAUAUGAUUGAACUAAGUGGAAAUAUAGCUAAACAGAGUAAAAAUGUAGCAGAGCAGAAUGGAAAUAAAACUACUGAGCAAGAUGAACAGGAUUUGAAUGAAACUGAACCAGGAAAAAAUAAGAUACAGAAUAAAAAUGAAAAAGAUGUCAAACAUUUUGAAGAAAUCUUGCCACCAGGUCCUCCAUCAAGUUCAUUCUCCUCCUCAUUAUAUUCAACCACAUCCUCUUAUUCUAUCAUUUCAUCCACUGUGCUGGGCUCCUCAAGCUCUACAAACCUGAUAGGAACAGACACUGGUCUUAAUCAGGAGGAGGGGACGGAUAGAAAAGAGGAAAAGGACAAACUAGAGAAAGUAAAGGAAGAGAAUGAAGGUCUAGACGAAUUAGAGCGUGAUAAGGUAGGAAUUAAAGACGUUGAUGUUGAACAGUUUCUGGAAGAAAACGCUAUGAGAAAACAACAUCUACAGGAGCAGUGCGCUAAGGUUACGUCAGGACAGAUAACAAAUAAAAUGGCAGCUCUCGUAAAUUCUACAAAUGCGCAGACCCACAUGUUCACAUUAUAUCCGGAGAAAAGAAUUGCAUGGUGCAGAACUCCGAAGAUUGGUACAACCACGUGGUCUAAAAUAUUUCUCCAGCUUUAUAAAACUGAUCCUAUGAACACAAAGUCGCUUCAUAACACGAUGAAAAAGAUUGAAAAGAAAUUAAUAUCUCGGUCUGGGAAAACCAGUGUUGUACUCUCCCUUCGAUCCAAUCAAACCAGAAAAUAUAAAAGCAUUAUAGCAGCCCGGCAUCCAUUUGAUAGAUUAUAUUCAGCAUUCAAGGAUAAAAUAUUGGGAAGAAGAAUAAGAAUGUAUGGAGUGAAUGAUAUGAGGAAGAAACCAAAGUUUUCUGACUUUAUUAAGAAAGUUGUGAACUUUAAAGGUCGUUUUAACAGGCAUUGGCGACCUAACUGGAUGAUCUGUAAUCCUUGUGUUUAUGAAUUUGAUUAUAUUCUCAAAAUGGAAUCCUUCUCAACGGACUCAGCAGCAGUACUUAAACAGCUGGGUGUAGGAGAAGUAUCUGAGAUUGAUAAAAUGAAUACUGUUGCUAAUAUCAAAAGGAACCCUCUCAACUACACACAACUACUCGAAAAUGUAAGUUCGCAGGAUCUAGGAAAAUUGCUUGAUCUUUAUUAUCUUGACUUCAUACUAUUUGGAUAUGAUAUCCAGGAGUUUUUAAACCUAAAACACGCUAAGAAAGAGAAAGAAGAGAGAGAAGAGAAAGGCAAAGAACGUAUAUAUGUUAAAUCUGAAUAAUUAAUAUUCUCAGUUAUAUUAACUAUUUACCAGUUGUAGUAUCAGUUAUAUUAACUAAUAGCUGAAUUGCCCGGUGUUGCCCGUGGAAUUUUAAUAACUUUUUUUUUUAAAUUUGAAGGAAAAAAAUCUAGUUUAAAAAAUUUGAAUGUUGAAAAAAGUAAUUUCUAUUUUUUUAGCCUAUGUUACCCCCACGGUAACCCUGUUCCCUAAAAAAUUUCAGCUAAUAUGGUUUUGCUCAUAUGAACCUAUAUAGAUUAAAUUAUCAGUAAGAUACACUGGUAUAUUAUCAGUUAAUAUUACACUUAUUCGAGAUUUAUGUUAAAUCAUGAAAUAUAUGAUACACUUUACAAACUUUUACUGU